Molecule: messenger RNA, 822 nt
Organism: Galleria mellonella (greater wax moth)
Lineage: Eukaryota; Metazoa; Arthropoda; Insecta; Lepidoptera; Pyralidae
Product: acylphosphatase-2-like
Exons: 3
Coding region: 170-535 (121 amino acids)
Molecular function (GO): acylphosphatase activity
Source: RefSeq, a predicted model, not a curated record
GAAAAACUGACAACUGAACCCAUAGCUAUCUGUCCAAAUAAUUUAUAAUUUCCUUUUUUUAAUUCUUAGAAUGCAAAAGUGUUCGAAAUAUCGAAUUUGAUAUUUUCCCUCGAAGGUUCUACUGGAAGUUUGUGUGAAAUGUAUAGAAUGUAAAAUUAUUUAUUUCUAGAUGUUGCGUUUAUUAAUUUUGACAACGGUGGCAAAUGUACUAAGAGUAAACUCUAGCACAACCGUACCUAUCACGAUGGCACUGAAAGCUGCAGAUUUCGAAGUCUUUGGAAGGGUCCAGGGCGUUUUCUUUCGAAAGUAUACCAAAGAGCAAGCCGACAAGUUGGGUUUGCGAGGCUGGUGCAAGAAUACGGCGCAAGGCACUGUACUAGGACACAUGCAAGGACCAUCGGAUAAAGUGGAAACAAUGAUACACUGGCUGAAAACAACUGGUAGCCCGAGCAGCAAAAUUGAUAAAGCCGAAUUCAGAAACCAGAAGGACAUUACUGAGUAUACAUUUGAGAAUUUUAGUAUUCUAAGAGAUUAAUUUAUUGAAUCUCUCGCGUAUGCCCAAAGCGAAUACAGUGCUUUCAGUAAAUAUUGCGACUGGACCUCGCAGUUAUUUAUAUAAAUCAUAAAAUGAAGUUUACUUGAUACUCCCAGCAAUUGUAUUGCUAGCUGAUUCGUUUAAAACUAAAAAUUAUUAUUUUAAUGCCAGACAUACCAUAUUAGCUUUGGGUUUUAGCCCCGUGUGAUAAUAUUGCAUAAUAUGUAUUUGUUUUAGUAUUGUUAUAUUGUUUUACACAUUUACACAAAUUAUACGUUUAAACCCGA